AUGGAAUCCUUUGAUUACUUGGAGUGUAUAGACUGUACCCCUUUAUACAUUGAUGUAGAAUGGGAUCCAGUACUUGCAGCUUUGCAAGCUGCGCAGGAACGUUCUCAAAUUACCGCGAGCGACCUGGAAGCCGGUUCCAGCAAUCAUCAUCAGGCUCAAGAACAAGCUAUACCUGUUUCUGCAAAUGAGGCAAACAGUGCCGAUGAAAAGCCGCUAGAAACAGAGCUUGUUCUAAAUGUUACCGACAGUGAGAUCGCUGAAGCUCUAGCUGUUUUGCCAGAGCUUCCCAAACAUCUACAUGGCGACGGACAAAGGCUGCCGGCGCCGGAAAUGAACCGUAUAUUGGAAACCAUGCUAGAAUAUCAUAAAGCUCAGCCAUUGGAUCCAAUUUCUAAGAAGGAUUACAAUGUUGCUAAGAUUCUUUUGAUGCUGGACGACUCAAGCCCAUUAGAAGCAGAUGAAGCUCUGAGGCUAGAAGAUGGAGAACAUGCAGAACCAGAAGCCCCAAGUCAGAACCCUAGAAAGCGAUGUGGCCGAUCCCCGAAGGUACACCCAAACCUAAAAGCAACAAAAAGGAGGACAAAGAAGAUGGUUCUAGCAGACAAUAUUAAUUACCAGAAGGAUGAGUGA
Molecule: messenger RNA, 630 nt
Organism: Ilex paraguariensis (yerba mate)
Lineage: Eukaryota; Viridiplantae; Streptophyta; Magnoliopsida; Aquifoliales; Aquifoliaceae
Source: the annotation of a GenBank genome assembly